Molecule: messenger RNA, 3136 nt
Organism: Girardinichthys multiradiatus
Lineage: Eukaryota; Metazoa; Chordata; Actinopteri; Cyprinodontiformes; Goodeidae
Product: secreted frizzled-related protein 5
Exons: 4
Coding region: 1543-2655 (370 amino acids)
Biological process (GO): canonical Wnt signaling pathway; negative regulation of canonical Wnt signaling pathway; non-canonical Wnt signaling pathway
Molecular function (GO): Wnt-protein binding
Source: RefSeq, a predicted model, not a curated record
GUGGAUUAGAGAAAUCUCUGUCAACAGUGACUUGAUCUGUCAGACAACUAAACUGACCAUUUAAAGUACCUAAAAGAGCUGUGAAGUUGAAUUGUGAGACAGUUUAAUCAAUUCCUUUAAAUAAAAGCAGGGGAAAGCUUCUUUCUAAUUAUAUUAUGUAAAAAAAACUAAAUAUAAGGAAAGGUAAAGCAAAUAGCAGAUUGAUAUUUACAUAUUACGGUUUAGUGAGAAAAAAAACGACUCCUAAAAGGCAGAGGAAAUGAACUGUGUGUCUAAUGAGUGCAGGCUAUUCCCCUCUGUUAGUCUACACUCAGUCACUUGUGGUACGACCUGUCCCUCCGGCACUUUCAAUGAGUGGCAACACUGAUCUUUACAGAGAAAGGAAGUGCCGGCUUCAAGGAAGUAGAGACUGCUAAAAUCACUUAGCAUAACGAAGUAACAUCGUUUGAAUCGGCUAUGCUGUUUCUGAUUAUACACAUAUUGAACUACUUUAUUAUGUGGAAUGAAGGCACACUAAACAUUAAAGCAGUUUUCUAUCGGUUCUAAUUUCCAAAAGCUGCUUCUAAAUGUUGAGCAGUCGUCCCUUCAACCUGCAUAUCAAUAAAUGCUGAGGUUUGCAUGAAUCUAUAAUGCACUGUUCAAUCAUUUGCCUUUUUCCUGCUACAACCCAUCUGUGUCUCAUUGCCGUGACCCCUUCGAAUAAAGGGCUUCCGGCAGGUUGGCUGCUUGUACAGUAGAAGCUUUGUUUGUCACCCGUGUCUUUUACACUGAACACUUGGUUAAUCCCCAUUGUCCAGUCAAGUCUCAUUAAUCUGGAGAACUGAUAUGAAUGAAGAGGGACUGAGGCUUUCUCUUCUCCCUCCCAUGGCUGUCUGUCUUUCUCCCCCGGAAAGGAAGUGACCCGCUUGUCGGAACAGGAAUCAGGCCACGGCAACGCAGAGGGACAACACAAGUUUAUAUCCUCUGCACAUGCUCACACACCGCAUACAGAAUUAACUUGUUAUUAACUUAGUCAAUAAUGACCUCUGAGGAGAUAAUUGUCUCCAAUAUUACUGGAAUGAUAGUCAUUUAGUGAACAGUUCUAUAAAAUUUAUUUAAAUCUAUAAAAUGUAACAGAUUAGAAAGCUUAUUUGCAGUCCUGAACAAAAGCAAAAUGCAUAUAGAAAGGGUAAAGGAAAUUCUCUAGAAAGGAUUGAAUGUGGUCCUUAGUUUGAGCUAUGGACAAAAAACCUAAAUCAAGGACAUCAAUUCAAAAGUGGAUUAAAAUGCAAUGACUUUACAAACCUUCAAAUCUGUCAAAGUCCAUUAAAUUUACUCAAUAAAUUAAUGCACCUCUCUCCUAGCACCCCGCCCCUACUUCCUACAGCACUCUACACCUCCCCUUUCCUAUUUCUAUGCACGUCUGUUCACUGCCCACUAUAAAUACAUCUAUUCUGACAACAUCUACUCCACUUGCAUCCAGAGAUCAUCAUUACGCCUUGAUUUCUCCUAUGUUCUAAUAUCUAUUACGGCACUUCGAUAUCACAGAACUUUCUAACUAGGAUGUCCUCCUACUUAGCUUCUUUCCUCUUUCUCCUCCUCCUUGCUAGGCCAAGCAAACCAUCGAGUCCUGGCAGAGGUCGGCCACAGCCAGACGGACAUAUAAGGACAGAAGACAUAGUUCGGUCUGUCCUUAAGAACAAGGGCAGAGAACUGACAAGCGUAAACAGCAGGACAGAAAUUGGAUUUGGAGUUUCUCGUUCUUCAAAACACCGACUAGCAGCAGCAGCAGAAGAUGGAGAAGCAUGGGGAGAGCCUGAUAUUCUAUCUAACUUUGGUUCCACACAUUUAAUUAGCGACAGUAAACUAUGGGAACCCCGCAUUUCUUCUCGAUGUGUGCCAAUCCCUUCCAGCAUGGCCUUGUGCCACAACAUUGGCUAUGACACCAUGCGGAUCCCAAACCUGCUAGGCCAUGAUUCUCCAGCUGAGGCUGUCCAGCAGAGCGCCAGCUGGUUGCCACUACUUGCCAGAGAGUGCCAUCCUGAUGCCCGCAUCUUCCUCUGCUCUCUCUUUGCACCAAUCUGCCUCGACAGGUUUAUCUCCCCUUGCAGAAGUUUGUGUGAAUCUGUACGAGAAAGCUGUGCACCAAUCAUGAGUUGCUAUGGCUACCCCUGGCCUGAAAUUCUGCGGUGUGACCAGUACCCUGCAGACCACCUUGUGUGCAUCUCCUCGAUCACCAACGCAAGUGUUUACACGGGAGCACGCGGCGUGCCUCAGGCAAGCUGUCGGGACUGUGAGCUGGAGGAGGCCUUCUCUCCUAAGGAGACACUGGAGAGCUUUUGUAAGAGUGAUUUCAUUGUGAAGUUGCGCCUGACGAGGCUCAAGUAUAGCCCAGUAAGUCUAUCUCAGUUCUCACUGGCUGGUAAGUUAGAGCUCUUAAAGCGUGGAACCCUGUCAGAUGGUCAGAUUCACUCACGGAUUGAGCUGUGGCUAGAGAGAGACGCCACCUGCGUACAGAAUAUGACCCGACAACAUCCACGAGGCGGCACCUUCCUGGUGACAGGGACAGUCCAGGGGGAACGUCUGGUGGUCAACAAGGCUUACGCUUGGCAAAAACGAGACAGAAACCUCACUGCAGCUGUGCGCAAGUGGAAAAGUCACAGAUGCAGGAACUAACAUCUAGCAGAAUCUUAAAGAAAUUGUAACUGAAAUGUGAGAUCAACCAUUGUUGAGGGGUAGAGUUUAAAGGCUUACGAUAAAGCUACAGCUGUAAAUAUUUGACUUUUUAAAAUAAAUUCAAGGACGUUUAGGACUGAAAUAUAUCAUUUUAGUACAUCAAGGAUUGAGACACUGCCACUAUGGAAGUGGAGAAUAAAGAAAUAAAAAAUGCUUGAUAGGAAAAAUGUACAUACUGUGUUUCUACACUUUAACUUAAUAUUGCUGGUCUACAUAUCUGUAAUAAAUUUCCUCAUUGAGUUUUCAUUUUUCUUUCUAUUCAAAUAUCUGCUUCCUGUAUUUUUCUAGUCAACAAGGGCAAAGAAAAAUAUCAAUCCAUUUAAAAUUGUUCUAUGUUUCUGUAGGUUUGUGGUGAAUUACAAAAUAAAAUGCAUCUCAUCUGUUUUUUGGAAUUUUGUUUAAUAAAGCAAAAUAAAGUGCA